AGCUCCAACAGAACGUGUUGUUUCGCCAGUAGCGCUGCUGUAAUAAACUAGGCAGCGUUUUCGCUGUUUCUUUUUCUCUCUGCGCGCGUGUAAAAGACUGAGGAGAGGAGCUGAGCGAGCCGUGCAGCAGCUCCACAGAGCUCCACCCCUCCACCCCCUCUCGGAUCUCCCAGCUCGCUUUCUCCAGGAGAAAGACUAGAAAAGAGAGGAAAAACAAGACACUUCUCCACUGCAUGCCUGUGUGUAUAUGUGUGCGCUGUUUGUGAAUCUACCUCUUGAGUAAUACGGGAGUGAGGUCAGCAUAGCAUGACUCAACCUCGGAUAUGCACGCAGUCAUUUCUCUACUACCGCGCUACCCGCUGGGCGCGUGGACACGGCGACCGUCCGAGCUGCUGAACUGGACCGGGCGGAGAGAGAGAGGAGAGAGGAGACGGUUUUCACCAAUGAAUGAGCGACACAAGCAGAGCUCCAGGAGACCCAGUUUGAUUUGAUAUCUUAGAAGCGGUGGAAGACAGUGAAUUUGAAAGAAGACUCAAAGAAAGCCAAUAGACAUGUUUGAGUAUCUGUCAAUUGAUACUGUGGUUUCUGCAAAUGGGAUGCUGCAGUUUUGCACCUUAAAACUCACUUCCAUUCCCACUAUGCUAAGCAGAUUUGGAUGACCACAGACUCUUUGAAACCUUGUGGAUACUUUUGGGGAAUAAAAGUGACGUAGAUAUUUCAUCCCACUGGAGAAAGCUCUGUGUGAUUUGGGGACCUGAACUCUUCUUGCCCCUUCACGAGCCCACUCCAGCCCCCUAUCAGUGUCCUUAUUCAUGAUAGCCAUGAGUCUGCCACCUCAACAGAAACCCAACACAAAGAGGACAGGCAAGCGCAUCACUUUCUUUAACGACCAGGCCGUUGCAAUGAAAGAGGCCUCUCAGCACACAGAGGGCUCCUACUAUGGCCUGGGGGGCCCUCAGUCAGAGCAAAGCCACAGUGAGGCUGGAGCAGUGGAAAGUUCUAACGCUGAGACGCAGCACAUGUACCUCAAUUCUGUUAUUUUCAGCCCAGAGAAGGGAAAUCAAAGUCGUGGACAUUACCAGCAGACCAUGCCCAUGAAGUGGUCACAGCAGGACCCUUCUCAGCAACCUCAGGAGAGGCCUGUGGCGUGGCCCCAUGGUGGCGGUAUGAGUUUUGGUGAAAGUUUUAGAAAGUUCCUGAGCACUCAGCCUGGUUUUACUAAGCAAGUUCAUGAAGGUAUGGCAGUGCCACAGCAGCAGCUGUCCUCCGUAAGAGUAGCGGUAAAGCAACAGCAAUCAUCUAAUACGGGCGGUGAAGCCUUUAGGGAUGCUCCUAAAACCAAUAGGGGUCUGGACUGGGAGCAGCAUCAACAACAAAAUCAUCAGCAGCAGCAAGCCUUUCAGCAGGGCCACAAGCCUGGAGUCUUAAAUCCUCAGCAACAUGUGGCAUCCAACACUGGGAACACAUCAGUGCUCCAACCCUUUCAGUUAGCUUUUGGGCAGCCCAAGCAAAACCUGGGUUACUAUCAGGUGUUUCAGGGUAACAGACCCUUACCAAAUUUGAACUACAGUGCCCAGACAAAUUCCCAACACCAGAUUCAGAACAUACAGAUGCAGCAGCAAGACCACCUGCAGCAACAGCAGCAGAUUCAGAGACUGAUGUUGCAGACGCAGCAGCAGCAACACCAGAUUCAGCAACAGCUUCAACAACAACAGCAUCUCCAUCAGCAGCAGCAGGUACAACAGCAGCAGCAGCUACUGCAGCAGUCACAACAAAUUCCACACUUGCAACAGCAAGCACAGCAGCUAACCCAGAUGCAGCAGCAGUCACAACAAAUACAACAAAUUCAAAUGCAGCAAGUCCAGCCACUACAACAACAACAGCAAGCGCAGCAGCAGCAGUCGCAGCCACAGCAAGGUCAAGCGCAACAGCCGCAAGUUCAAAAGCAGCACAAAGUCGAACCAAUGCAAAAACUGCAACAAAAUCAGAAAGUAAUGGACUAUUACCCUAGUGGCCAACAACCUGCCCCUUCACAAUCUGAACAAUCUAAGUUAACUGAAAAGUCUCAAGAUGAACCACCAUCAACUCGGGCCAAGGACCUCCCUACCCAGCAACCUCCGACUGUUUCUCAGCCAACCUCAGAGGCACAGCAACUGCAACCUGGGCCCCGUAGAUCUCGACGCCUCUCGAAAGAAGGAGGAGGACCCUCUGACAAUCCCUUCCUUGUGCCUGCUGACCACCAGGCGCAAGGCUCUCACAAUGGCGCCCAUGAAGCCGGAGAGGCUGCAGCCAAACAGGGCAUUCGAGCAGCCCCUACAGGAGUCAUCCAGAGCACUCGGCGCAAGAGGAGGGUCUCUCAAGAGGUCAACCUCGAGACUCUGGCUCAGAAGGCCUCAGAGAUGGAGUCCCUACCCUCGCAUAAUGUUAAGGAGGCACACAGACCCUGGAGCCCCUCUGCCUCAGGCCCUGGCCGAGGGGUCAGAGAGAUGGAGGGGGUGAGUGCGAAACGGGCCAGAGAGGAGAAUCUGGUGCCAUUGGUUAUCCCAGUGUCAGUGCCUGUGCAGCGAGCUGAUACUGCUUCCUCAGAUAAGGAUCAGGCCUCUCUCUCGUCAAGCUGGCCUCUGCGGCCUAAUGACUCCGGCCGGCCGGACCACAAACCUUCAGUCAUCGUCACACGCCGGCGCUCACUUCGCAACUCUCUUUCUGAAAGCUCCAGUCAGAAUGGCGGAUCAGAAAGCGGUGGAGAUGGUGAGGGCAAAUCGGGCAAGUCGAAGCGGCGGCCUCGUCCGGAGCCUCUAUUUAUUCCACCGCCCAAACAGGUCACCUUUAUUGCCCCGCCCAUCUACUCCAGCAUCACACCCUACCAGAGCCACCUGCGUUCCCCAGUUCGGCUGGCCGACAACCCCCUCACCCUGCCGCCUUAUACCCCUCCGCCCAUCCUCAGCCCAGUACGAGAGGGCUCAGGACUUUACUUUUCCACUAUCCUCUCUGCUGCAGCAGCAGCUGCCAGUACCCAGGGCCUGCCUCCGCCCGCCACGCCCAAAUCUGCAACCCGCAGCCUCCUACGCUCCAACAGUACAGAAAUCACCCCACCAGUGCUCUCUGCUAUGAGCGAGGCCACUCCUGUCAGCAUUGAGCCGCGUAUAAACAUUGGGCAGAGGUACCAGGCAGAGAUUCCUGAGCUGCGGGAGCGUUCAGCUGCUAAACUCGACUCGCACAAGGCUGAGCUGGUGUGGGCGCCGGUGCCUGAGCUGGAGUCCAAAGGCCAGCAGCAGGAGAGAGUGGAUGACCUCAUGCACCUGGCUUGCUCCAGUGUAUUGCAAGGUGGAGGGACCAACCAGGAGCUAGCCAUGCACUGCCUCUAUGAGUGCAAGGGUGACAUCAUGGGAGCCCUUGCCCUUCUUUUGCUGAAAAAACCCAUCUUUCCCAAAUCUCACCCCCUGGCAGACUACCAUUACUCUGGCUCGGACAGUUGGACGGCCGAGGAGAGACGCUGCUUUAACAAAGGCAUCGCUUCGUGCAAAAAGGACUUCUUCAUGGUGCAGAAAAUGGUAAGCUCCAAAACAGUGGCACAAUGUGUGGAGUUCUACUACACCUAUAAGAAGCAGGUUAAGAUCGGCAAGAAUGGCACACUCCUGUACGGAGAAGCAGAACUACCUGAAACACGGCCCACAGAAGAGGAGGUGGACUAUAAAAGUUCACAGAGAUUUGAAUUGCGAAAGGAGGAAGAAGUAGUCAGGAGGUGGGAAGGGUCGGCUGACAAGAAGAAAGAGAGCAGUCCUGCCAGAGUGGCAGAACCAAUAAAGCCCACUGAAAAUGCUGGGGCGGUAGUGGUAUUGAGGAAUCAGGGGGAUGUAAAGAGGGAACAGACUGUCUUUACGGUCAGCCGUGCUCCACCAGCACCCCCUAAACCUCGGCAAGAGACCCCGGGGCGGAAGACCGGGGCCGGAGCCAAGGCUGCGGUGGCACAGGAGGGAGAGUUCCCCUGCAAAAAGUGUGGCAGGGUGUUCUAUAAGGUGAAGAGCCGCAGUGCUCACAUGAAGAGCCACGCAGAGCAGGAGAAGAAGGCGGCGCUUCUGAAGCAGCGCGAGGCCGAGGAGAAGGCGGCAGCAGCGGCGGCAGCCUUGGCAGCAAGCCACCAAAACGGUGCACGAGGGCAGCAGGUGGGGCUUCGGCGAGCCAGCAGUGAGGACUCCUCAGAUGAGGAUGAGGACGCAGAUGAUGAAGACUGGCACUAACAAACACUGACUGACACUCCUUCUACAUGGAGUAUCAGCGGGCACUUCUGCAGUCGGAGCUGAUACACCCGUGUGUGUGUGCGUGCGUGAAGUGCUGUGCAUUCAGUCCGGAGGCUCAGGCUCUGUUGCUGUGUCCUCAGUGUAGAGCUGCACAAUGUGGACUAAAUGUUUGUGGACACUCCUUUUAAUAAACAUAUUUAGCUGAACCUGUUGGCACCAUGCCUAAUACCCAACACAAGGCUUGAGCUAGAGGGACAUGGAUCUGUGGAGCAGGGGAACUGUAUUCUCUGGAAUGAUGGUUUUUCAUCCACUCCUUUUGAAAGUAGUUGGCCAGUUAGGCAUAAUAUGGGCUGGUGAUCUUCCAAAGUCCAUACAAUCUAAUCCUCAUGGCAAUUCUUUAAAAUUCUUUAAAAUCUAGUAAAAAGUCCUCAGAUCCUCUUGACAAAAGCAUUAUGGGUUCUUAUUGAAAUCUAAAUACUCUUAAUUUCAGAGUAUUUCAGAGUGCAGGUGUCUCAAUACUUUUGCCCAUAUAGUGUAUAUGCCUGGCAUUGUGUGGUACAACAGGAACAUGUUACUGGUUCAUGUGAUAAUAUGAAAAUAUUAAUGUAAAAUUUGUGAGGUAGUGCACGUAUCAGCUGAUACAUAGAUUAUUUAGGAGUUUUGCCGUUUAGAUAAAUAUAAUAAUAUAUUUUUUGGUAAUACAAAUGCAGGGAAAUUAAUAACAUGCAGUAUAAAGUAUUACCUAAACAGUCAGCUGCAUUUAAGAUAUUAAAAUAUCAAUUCAAAAUAUUAGUCAAUUCUUAACAUAUGAAAUAAAAAAAUAAAAUAGUUUAAUUUAAUGUCAGUUCAAAUAUUUGGGGAUGUGCAAAAUCAGGUAUUAUGAGUUCUGAGUGCUUUCAACCUCCACUCAUAUCAAUAUAGUAUCGCAAUACUCAAUAUUUAACAAACAAUAUAUUGUGCAGCCCUACACUCUGGACAUGCAAUAGAUGCACACCUUGAAGGGAUUGUGUGUGUGUAUUAAAGGGAGGGUAAGUGUGUGUAUGAGUGUGUGUGUGUCCUAUAGGCAUUCAGGGUUUUUCUUUCAGGCAUAGGGCUACAGGGAGUACAAGCCUGUGUAUGUAUGUGUGUGUGUGUGUAUGUAGAGAAAUGGAUGGUACAGAGCACUGUCCUUCAGCACUUUCAGACUCCUCUCACACGUACACGCAUUGAUCUGGGUACAGCUCAAGAGGUCCAUCAUGCCCCUCUACGCAACCAAACACAAGCCUCGCUUCGUCCCUUUAUUAUCCACCGUGAAUAAACUGCAGGAUAUGCAGGACAAUGCAGGAACACAAUGACAGACUGGAACAUGUGUUCUUCUAUUUUCUUUUCUAAAAGAAAAGAAUAUAAGUCGCAAUUCACGGUAUUUUUUGCCGGCUCUUUCCCAGUUGACUGCCAAAAGCUUGCACAGCCAUGCUCCUGAUCUUUCUCUGUUUUUUCUAGUGCUGUACCUUUUCUUUUUGGGUUAUGUUUUCUUAUGGCCACAUCGCUGAUGCCUUGGAUGUUCUUGACCAUGUUUUAUCUUUACAUGACAAUCAAUUUUACAAAGGUUCCUUUUUAUAUCCAACAAAGUAUCGUUGUUAUUCAUAUAUUCAUGACUUAUUGUUAUCUUUAUUAUUAUUAUUAUUAUUAUUAUUAUUGUCAUUGUACAGUUUUAUUGUUAUUAUGUAUUGUUUCUUUUUCUAUUUUUAAGUUUGUAGGUGAUAUUUUUAUUUGAAGAUCUUUUUCUCAUUUGACUAUUAGUUUAUUUAAGAUUUAGAUUUAGAUAGUUUGCUACCUGUAUUUGUUUGUAUGUGGGAGUGUGUGUGUGUUUGUGUGUGUGCACGCUGUGUACAGCUUCUUCAUUGGGGUCGGUCAAGAAAAGAUGAUGUGAACUAAUGGCGAAAGUGCAAUAGAACAAUUUCAUUGCUUUAGAACUCUUCAGGCCCAUGUCUUCUCAUCCUCAUCCCCUCUGCAGGUCCAGCUGAACUUGAAUUUAAAGUUGGACCCUAAUUUAUUGUAGCCUAUAUUGAACAAGAGCAUUUAAACAUGUACUUCAUAGAACAGUGGUUCUUAAACUGUGGUACAGCUACCACUGGUGUAUGCAAGGUAUCCCAAGGUGGUACACACAUCUCUCCCAAAUUCCAAAUAAAAAUAUUGUCAGUUGGAGCAUUUAUUGCAGAAAAUGAGAAAUGGCUGAAUUAUCAAAAAAGAUGCAGAGCUUUCAGACCUCAAAUAAUGCUAAGAAAGCAAGUUCAUAUUCAUAAAGUUUAAAGUGUUCAGAAAUCAAUAUUUGGUGGAAUAAUCCUGUUUUUUAAUCACAGUUUUCAUGCAUCUUGGCAUGUUCUCCUCCACCAGUCUUACACGCUGCUUUUGGAUAACUUUAUGCCAAUUCUGGUAUUUGUAAUUGUACACCUGCUUACCCAGUUUCCAUUUGUAUGCAUUUUAUUUGUGGAAAUUGAUUUUUUUUGGAGGAAUGACACUCAAAAGUUUGUCACAAUUUAAACAUAAAAACAUUGCAAAUUAAUGGAGGCUUUAUUUCAUCAUUUUACACAGAAUAAUGCGGGAAAUUUUGAAUAGCCGAUGAAUUACUAGUUCUAUUUUUAUUAUUAAAGCUGCUGUCCUAAAAGUGUUUCUAAUUGGGCACAGUACAAAAUAUAUUAGUCUGGUAGGUUUGGUUGGCCGCAUCAGUUUUUCUGGUCACACAAAAGAGAAUGUGGCAUCGUUUGCUGGGUAGCUAAGCAACUGUAGCAAAAUGAAAUACUCCACAGCACAGAGUUUUGUAACUGUUCUUCUGAAUGCUUGCUGCAUUUACGCAUUCCCACCAGAGAGGUUUCUAAAUCCCCAAAUUAACAAAACUUACAGACUGGCACUUUUUUGGUAUUACAGAUAUACACUGCUUUUUUUUUUUUUUUUUUACAUUAUUCAUCAUAUCGAAUGGUUUUGGAUCGUAUAUUGCAAUUAAUAUUAAUAUAAGAGUUCGUAACCAUAUCGCCAAGACCCAGUGGUACGUGACCUAAAUGUUUGGGAACCACUCUAUAUAGAAAAUUCAGAACAAAUUUGUGUUCUUGUAGCUGUAUAAUGAAGCAGAACGCACUUGAAUGUCUAGAGUCUGGUGAAGAGCCUUUUCCCUUCACUGCUUCUCUCGGACUGUCCACUAGUUCAGCACUUGGUUUUGUCUCCAAUGGCAACAGAGAGGCUGCUAAGUAACGACAACUACCCACACCCCCCCAUCCCCUCUGCUUCCCAACCUUACCACACAACAUCCCUUCUCCUUUACAAACGGCUGCUCUAGGAGAGUAUCAGAUUAACGGCUACAAUUACUGCUAAUCACACUCAAGUCGACUAUGCACUGUGUUUGUGUUUGCAUGCGUGCCUGUCUGUUUGUGUUGAAGUGUGAGUGAGUGAGUGAGUGAGUGAGUGUGUGUUUGUGUUGCACUGUGGCUGUGAGUGUGUGUUUGUACACAUGUGCAUAUGCACCUGUGUGAGUGUGUAGUUGUUGCGCCAGAAAUUAAAACUGUUUCAGAUUCUGAGCCAAGUGAGAAAAAGAAGCUUCCUGGUCUCUUUAGCAUUUUUCUUGUUUUUCUUUUUUCCAAUUCUGUGUUUGUAAAAAAAAAAAAAAAAAAAAAAAGAACAUUGUGAAGAACAUAACUUGCUCCUUUAUCAGGGCAGGAGAUUUAUUGUGUUAAAAGUGGUCUAGCCAAGAUUUUUUUAUUUUAUUUUAUUUUAAACACCAGAAAUGUUAAAUUAAAUAAAUGCAGGACUUGCUGCCACGGAGCCACUCUUCUCGCUUUCAUUCAGCCAAGGGAUAUAAAUAUAUAUAUUCAAAUAUAUGUAUACAAAUGUAAAGAAACAAAUUGUAUACUUUCUAUGCUAUUUUCAUAGGGCCUCAUACACUAAUGCUGACCGUGGACAGAAAUCUCAAGUGCUUUUUACUACAGUAUAACUUAUUUCUGUUUAAAUUUGAUUAUCACUUGUUGUUUUGGAAUAUUAAAUAUGAUUAAAAACAA
This is a messenger RNA of Astyanax mexicanus (Mexican tetra), 8263 nucleotides long. RefSeq names its product mitotic deacetylase associated SANT domain protein b (gene mideasb). Gene Ontology annotation, biological process: regulation of transcription by RNA polymerase II; negative regulation of DNA-templated transcription. Gene Ontology annotation, cellular component: histone deacetylase complex; transcription regulator complex. The record is from RefSeq and is a predicted model, not a curated record. The transcript is spliced from 13 exons. NCBI's taxonomy places the organism in Eukaryota, Metazoa, Chordata, Actinopteri, Characiformes, Acestrorhamphidae. Gene Ontology annotation, molecular function: transcription corepressor activity. Bases 813 to 4238 code for a protein of 1141 amino acids.